AUGUGUAACAGCCAAGUGCAAAUAAAGCUACAACAGAGCAUCGUGGAGGAAGGGAGAAACGGACUGGGAUGUCAGUUUCCUGAAAUUGACCCCUUCUCUGAGGAAGUGAUGAAGUUUAGUAAGGAGAUACCCGAAGUAAAAUGUGAAGGAUUCGAUUGGGUUGAAUGCUAUAAAUCUAAGUGUUAUGUAGUUAAGGAGAUAUUGAGUAAAAUGCGCGAUGUCGUCUGCAGUUACAAGGAUAUAAUAUACAUAGACGAUCAUAAUUAUAAGAUUGGUGAUCCGGUCAAAGUGUACGGAGAUGGGAGCUACGUGUUGAAUAGAAGCGAUCACGUAAAGGUGUCUUGCAGCGGGAAGAAUGUGGACGGUUACAACAUCGUGGGGGACGCAACACCAGCAGCUAUAGUUCCUUUACUAUCAGGAAAAACGGAACUAGAAAUGCCGGAAGCCAGAAUCAGUUACGCCAAGGAUAUGUUCAUAGAUCCCGAGUUAUUCAUGUUUCGUAUUCUCAAGAAGUACGGAUAUCACACGGCAUAUUUCGAAGACAUGCCCUGGAUCGGCACGUUUCAGUAUCGGUACAACGGCUUCAAAUCACAACCGGCCGAUCACUAUCUAAGGGCCUUCUUCCUCGAGGAGUCCAAAUACGGUGCAAAAUGGUGGAACGGGAUUAACAAGAGACAUUGCGUUGGGGCUGUGCCUCAGUAUGGUUUGCUCCUGAAUCUUAGCAAGCAGUUCACAGAGCUAGAGGAGAAACAUUUCUGCUUUACCUUCAUUGCUGAUAUAACUCACGAGGACUUCAACAUGAUAUCCACGUCAGAUGACGGCGUUGUGGCGUUCCUACGCCAUCUCAAAGAAUCUGGAAAGUUGAGGAACCACUUGGUUAUCGUUAUGGGCGAUCAUGGUUCUAGAUACUCGGCCCUCCGUGAGACAUACCAAGGCAAAAUAGAAGAACGUCUGCCGUUGAUGGCAAUUAUUCUCCCAGAAAUGCUUAAAGAAGAACGUCCUCAGGCAGUUACGGCUUUGAGGAAUAACGCAGGCCUGUUAACCACACCUUUCGACGUCCACACGACCGUAGUAGACGCCAUGGGGUUGAAGGAGUUGGCGAAUAAAUAUACAGUUCCCGGUUCUGAUAUACCGAGGGGGAUGAGUUUGUUGGAGCCGAUCCCAAAGUCGAGGACGUGUGGUCAAGCGGCGGUUUUGUCGCAUUGGUGCGUCUGUAGCAAAUGGUACAACGUGUCUGCGUCAGAUCCAAUGUACACGAAGACGGCAAAAGCGCUCGCCGAUUUCAUUAACAAUGUCACUGAGGAGGUGCGGUCUCUAUGCAUCGAAAGGAAACUCACUUCAAUAGAGUGGGUGAUGAAGCAGAGUUCAAACGACGAUAUCCUUAACUUCAGAUACAGCAGCGAUGGGGACGGAUUGCACCAUAAGUAUGUCACCGCGGAGGUUAAGGUAAUUCAUUAA
Molecule: messenger RNA, 1458 nt
Organism: Parnassius apollo (apollo)
Lineage: Eukaryota; Metazoa; Arthropoda; Insecta; Lepidoptera; Papilionidae
Source: the annotation of a GenBank genome assembly